AUGUGACAACAGAAGGUCAGACAUGGCAGCCUGCACCAAAGGGCUCGACAAGUUUAUCCUUUCGCUGAGGUUGUUACGAAACCUCCAGCUGCAAAAUGAACGCUUUUUGUCCACGUCUCUGUGUCGACCUGCUCCGGCGAAUAAGAACGAGCCACCCAAAUUCACUCCUCCACCGAAACCUGUCAUCAUAGAUAAAACACAAGCUGCAGCAUCUCUGCGAAAGUUUCUGAGCCCAGAGUUCAUCCCUCCAAGACAGAGAACAGAUCCUUUCAAGUUUUUCAUUGAGAGGAAAGACAUGAUCCGCAGGAGGAAAGUGCUCAACAUCCCUGAAUUCUACGUAGGGAGUAUCCUGGCAGUGACCAUGGCUGAUCCUAAUGCCAGUGGGAAAACUAACCGCUUUGUUGGAAUCUGUAUCCAGAGGGGUGGAAAAGGGUUAGGAGCCACAUUUAUCCUAAGGAAUGUCAUUGAUAGCCAAGGUGUGGAGAUUUGCUAUGAGCUGUAUAGUCCUCGUAUCCGGAAUAUUGAGGUGCUGAAGCUGGAAAAAAGGCUGGAUGACAACCUGAUGUAUCUAAGAGAUGCUCUUCCUGAGUACAGCACUGUGGACAUGGAAAUGAAGCCUGUGCCCUUCUCCGUUUCUGGAGAGGUGCCUGUCAACAAGAUCAAAGUAAGGAUGCUCCCAAAACCAUGGUCGAAACGCUGGGAACGACCCAAGUUCAAUAUCCAGGGCAUCCGCUUCGACCUGUGCCUGACCUCAGAGCAAAUGGAGCACGCCCAGAAGUGGGCACAGCCUUGGCAGGAGUACGACAUGCUGAAGGAGUAUGACACGUCCAAGUUGGAAGAGCAGAUCCUCAGUGAGGUCCAGCAGGGGAUGAGCAAGUGAGGAAGAGCCUCCUAAAAUGCAAACGUUCUUCGGUUUAAUUAUCAACGCAAGAACGGGAAAAGACUGGGAUGUGAGGCUUGCAUGGAUGGGAAACACUCUUCCUGGAAGUUCAUCCAGAUGUUAACCACAGCCAUGCAAGUGUAUGUAAGGAGGGGCCAAUAGGGAAACUGAUGCUGUAUUCUGAGGAGUCAUGCCUUCUUUAUUUUGUCUUAUCCAUCAGUUUGUUGUACUGUAUGAAUUCUUUCAUUGGUCACUGGCCAUAAGUAUGACAUUUGCCAUUUUGCAGAUGUUAAGUGGUUUCUAUAAUAAAAUAUAUUAAACCCUG
This is a messenger RNA of Toxotes jaculatrix (banded archerfish), 1205 nucleotides long. RefSeq names its product mitochondrial ribosomal protein L19 (gene mrpl19). Gene Ontology annotation, cellular component: mitochondrial large ribosomal subunit; ribosome. Gene Ontology annotation, molecular function: structural constituent of ribosome. Bases 23 to 880 code for a protein of 285 amino acids. NCBI's taxonomy places the organism in Eukaryota, Metazoa, Chordata, Actinopteri, Toxotidae. The transcript has 6 exons. Gene Ontology annotation, biological process: translation. The record is from RefSeq and is a predicted model, not a curated record.